Molecule: messenger RNA, 4033 nt
Organism: Porites lobata
Lineage: Eukaryota; Metazoa; Cnidaria; Anthozoa; Scleractinia; Poritidae
Source: the annotation of a GenBank genome assembly
AUGAAAUUUCAAGUGAAAGUGGAGUAUGGGAGAGAGAAAUUUGUAAAGUUUUACGUUGAAGCAGACGUUGUCGAUGGAAAGGUACUAAGGUAUUCAUUCUCCUCGCUUGUAGAAGACAUCCGACGGACCUGCGGUAGCUUGCGAUAUCACACGUCAAGCACUUUGCGGAUACGAUACAAGGACGAAGAUGGCGAUUUUGUCAACCUCAACGAGGACGACGCAGAUAAUUUUCAAGAGAUGUUUGUUCGUGCCAGUUCAGUAGAUGAAGGGCUAUAUCGUACGGUGGCUCGUAGGGACAAAACACUUCCCAGAAUCCAAAACACUUCCUAGAAUCCAAAAACACGUCCCAGAAUCCAAAACACCUCCCAGAAUCCAAAAACACGUCCCAGAAUCCAAAACACUUCCCAGAAUCCAAAAACACGUCCCAGACUCCAAAAACACUUCCCAGAAUCCAAAAACACAUCCCAGAAUCCAAAAACACUUCCCAGAAUCCAAAACACGUCCCAGAAUCCAAAAACACGUCCCAGAAUCCAAAACACUUCCCAGAAUCCAAAAACACGUCCCAGAAUCCAAAACACUUCCCAGAAUCCAAAAACACGUCCCAGAAUCCAAAACACGUCCCAGAAUCUAAAGCACAUCCCAGAAUCCAAAACACUUCCCAGAAUCCGAACACACUUCCCAAAAUCCAAAGCACGUCCCAGAAUCUAAAUACCAGAAAUACACUUUAUAUAGUUCAUCGUUCAUAGCACGUAUUCAGGGGGACUUUUCUUUGGGUUAAUUUCGUCGGGUAAAACCUUUAGAAAAUGUGCCAAGCAUUUCUAAAAUCAGAAUCCAAAAGCAUUUCCCAGAAUCCAAAACACUUCCCAGAAUCCAAAAACACGUCCCAGAAUCCAAAACACUUUCCAGAAUCCAAAAACACGUCCCAGAAUCCAAAACACGUCCCAGAAUCCAAAACACGUCCCAGAAUCCAAAACACUUCCCAGAAUCCGAACACACUUCCCAAAAUCCAAAGCACGUCCCAGAAUCUAGAUACCAGAAAUACACUUUAUAUAGUUCAUCGUUCAUAGCACGUAUUCAGGGAGGGCUUUUCUUUGGGUUAAUUUCGUCGGGUAUAACCUUUAGAAAAUGUGCCAAGCAUUUCUAUAAUCAUGCAGGUAAGCCACUUUUUCCGAAACUUUGUUACCGCCUCCGUUUUCAUUUUUUUACUUUAUAUUAAUUCAAUAACCUUGCAACUUCUCAGUCAGUCACUUGAAUUGUUCAUUCUGUAGCAAGUUUUGUCGUCAAAAAAUUGUCGCACUUACCGUGGUUGUUUCUCCUUUCAGUGUACCCUUGUUUUUUUUGUAUGCAAGAAGAGGAACUCUUGGGUGUUAGACAACCGAAUGGUGCUUGUCUGAAGGACAAGUGCAUAGGAACCUUUUUCUCUUACUUUGAAAUAACUGGAAACGACUUUACACGAAAGAAACUUUUAUUGUUUACUGAUUCCUCUGGGUCGAAAGCCUAAAAAGUAAAAUGUUACGUGGCUGCACAUUAGACCUUGUAACGUUUUUCGACGCCAUCUUGACGAGUAGGCAAACGCGUAAGAAAUUACAGUAUUUGUAUGAGAAUCAAAUGUCGAAUAAUUUCCGUAGAACGGCUGUUCUGAAAAAAAUAUGAUUUGUAAACUGAAGCUUCACUCCCAAGUAUUCUAUACUGGAAAAAAUUGAGAGCGUUACAUGCUCUGGAAGACCUAGAACCACUUUUUUAAAUUUUCUAUACAUUUGUCUGUAAGAAAGUCCCAGGAAAAUUACAGACAAGUGUAUGGAAACUCUAAUGUAAACUAAUGCAAGCCUCUGGAGAAAUUUAGGCACAGGUACGCCUCCAAAAUGUUUUAGGAUAAUCCUUUGCUUUGUAGCUUUAGUUUACAAUUGACAUUUUUUUCAGAACAGCCGUUUUACGUAAAUUAUUCGACAUUAGAUUCUCAUACAAACACUGUAAUUUCUCACGCGUUUGCCUACUCGUCAAAAUGGGCUCGAAAACCGUGACAAGGUCUAUUGUGCAGCCACAUAACACUUUUUAGGCUUUCGACCCAGAGGAAUCAGUAAACGAUAAAAGUUUCUUCUGCGUAAAGUCUUUUCCAGUUAUUUCAACGUAAGAGAAAAAGGUUCCUAUGCACUUGUCCUUCAGACAAGCACUAUAUUACAUUCGGUUGUCCAAAACCCAAGAGUUCCUCUUCUUGCAUGCAAAAAAAACAAGGGUACACUGAAAGGAGAAACAACCACGGUAAGUGCGACAAUUUUUUGACGACAAAACUUGCUACAGAAUUAACAAUUCAAGUGACUGACUGAGAAGUUGCAAGGUUAUUGAAUUAAUAUAAAGUAAAAAAAUGAAAACGGAGGCGGUAACAAAGUUUCGGAAAAAGUGGCUUACCUGCAUGAUUAUAGAAAUGCUUGGCACAUUUUCUAAAGGUUAUACCCGACGAAAUUAACCCAAAGAAAAGCCCUCCCUGAAUACGUGCUAUGAACGAUGAACUAUAUAAAGUGUAUUUCUGGUAUUUAGAUUCUGGGACGUGCUUUGGAUUUUGGGAAGUGUGUUCGGAUUCUGGGACGUGUUUUGGAUUCUGGGAAGUGUUUUGGAUUCUGGGACGCGUUUUUGGAUUCUUGGACGUGUUUUUGGAUUCUGGGACGUGUUUUUGGAUUCUUGGACGUGUUUUUGGAUUCUGGGACGUGUUUUUGGAUUAUGGGAAGUGUUUUGGAUUCUGGGACGUGUUUUUGGAUUCUGGGAAGUGUUUUGGAUUCUGGGAAGUGUUUUGGAUUCUGGGAAAUGUUUUUGGAUUCUGGAAAGUGUUUUGGAUUCUGGGAAGUGUUGUGGAUUCUGGGACGUGUUUUUGGAUUCUGGAACGUGUUUUGGAGUCUGGGACGUGUUUUUGGAUUCUGGGAAGUGUUUUGGAUUCUGGGAAGUGUUUUGGAUUCUGGGAAAUGUUUUUGGAUUCUGGAAAGUGUUUUGGAUUCUGGGAAGUGUUGUGGAUUCUGGGACGUGUUUUUGGAUUCUGGAACGUGUUUUGGAGUCUGGGACGUGUUUUUGGAUUCUGGGAAGUGUUUUGGAUUCUGGGGGGUGUUUUAGAUUCUGGGACGUGUUUUUGGAUUGUGGGAAGUGUUUUGGAUUCUGGGACGUGUUUUUAGAUUCUGCGAUGUGUUUUGGAUUCUGGGAGGUGUUUUGGAUUCUGGGACGUGUUUUUGGAUUCUGGGAGGUGUUUUGGAUUCUGGAACGUGUUUUGGAUUCUGGGAAGUGUUUUGGAUUCUGGGAAGUGUUUUGUCCCUACGAGCCACCGUAAUAUCGGAAAGUACUUCUGAGAGUCAGUGAGCUAGAUUCACCUGUAGUUCAACCAACGGUCCAGGCAAAAAGAAGAAAGCUUGAACAAGAAAUGUCUACUCCAGCGCAGGAAACUGAGCACAUUCCUCGGUCACUUGAGAGCAGCUUUGCGAAUGCCGCAAAUCCCGAGCGAUCACCACUCGACUACGUAAAAGCGGAAUUGGCCGAAAACGUGCAGUUAAAAAAAGUUUUAUUAUCGAGUGCGAAAGAGGAGUUGGUCAAGGCAACCGCCCAAAAUGAAGCGCUCACUCCUCUCUCAGCCAUACGAUCAAGGAUCUGUGGAAAUUGUCACGAAUCUGGUCAUACAAAACCGAAAUGUGUUUCACCUCCCUGUCCUUCUCAUGACGCUUGUGGUUUGAGGGACAAGCACCCUGAGCUGAAACUUAAGAUAUCAGAGCUGCAAAAAGAAAUUAAACGAUUACAGCAAGAACACUGCGAUGCAGAAUCAAAGCUGAAGGCGUUUUGCGAGUCCCGCGUGAAGGCAUCAACUUCAUUUUUUGCAGUAAUAAUGCGUCCCAGACUUAAAGUGCGUAAUUUAAUCAAGUACAGUGACCGUGUUUCCUUAGACCGAGAUCUUCUUAUGCUUGAAAAAGCAUUGAAUGGAAAGAUUCCUGAAUUUGAUGCGAGCGAGAAUUGGCGGUUGCCAAUUCUGAUUGAACAGUAUCGAAAUAGAACGGUGAGGGUA